Molecule: messenger RNA, 2248 nt
Organism: Cladophialophora immunda
Lineage: Eukaryota; Fungi; Ascomycota; Eurotiomycetes; Chaetothyriales; Herpotrichiellaceae
Exons: 1
Coding region: 201-2156 (651 amino acids)
Source: RefSeq, a predicted model, not a curated record
GAGCCUCGCCCCUCCGUCCCUCCGCGAGAAGAAAAAAACUCUAUCAUGUCAUUUGUCGUCGUCAUGCCGCACCAACUCGAUGCCGCUCGACCCAAAAGGGCACCGGUGGCUCAAAGUCAGGACCUCAUCUUUUGUCACCCCGAUCGAGCGGCCUACAACUGUCCCAAAAGCCAUUCAGACGAUGCCUGCGACACUGCCCUAUGGAAAAGCCACCUCUUCAGCCGAUUUCCGAAUCCCUGUCCGAGUCUCUGACCUUCACCAACAGCCUUCCUUCGCCAAGUAGCAGUCGGUCCUACCCCAAGUUCGGACCUCCUCGGCUACGACAACCAUGGAGGCAUUCAGUCUCAACCGAAGCGUUUGGAUUGGCGUCGCGGACAACCCGGGAGUUCAAACCUGACCGCCAGCGUCGCCGGUUGUUCACAGUGGGCAUCUGGCAAUGGUUCAUCACGUCGCUGCUCUGUGGCCUCUUAGCUGCAUGCCUCGGAGCCUUUGGAAACCUCUUGUGGAUGACUGUGACACAAGUCAAAGCCUUCAACGCGCUCAUCGUGCUUCUUUCUCUCUUUCUCGGGAACAAUCUGACUAGCUCGCUACGAGAAUAUGCGGCCAUGAUGCGGUGGAGAAUGCUGGCUUCCAAAUACCGCCCUCUGAACGAAUUCGACUUGUUGUUGCGCUGCGAAAGUUUGCGGAAGGUCAUACGGUUGUUUUGGGCAGCAAGGACUCCUGGAGGAGUGUGGUUCUGGUUCAACACGACACAGUGGCUUUGUGCUCUGUGGCUGGGAGUCAACAUUCUCCUGCAAGUUCUUGUGGCUUUAUUGGGAUUGACAUACAACCUCAACACCUCCAACUAUCCAGAACGGCAAUUCGGGACAAUGAGUAUCGCAGAUUUGACCACCGUCCGUGAUGUCUGGGGAGCCAAAGACCCCACCUUGGAUGCGCAGUUGGGUUCUGCAAAUUACUUUGGCAUCCAAGGUCAGGACUAUUUAUUCGUCGAAGGGAGUCCUCCUGGGCAGGGGAAAGUCCCGAGCUAUGGCACACCCGGCACUCCUACAAUCUACGGUAAUUCUGACUGGAGCGUCAUGACCUAUGUCUUUCAAGACCAGAGUCUCCAAAACCCUCAACUCACCUUGGUUUCUCACCGCAACAUCAGUGUUACGGCCACCUGCCGAGAAUUGCAGGUCAUCGAUGGCGGCAACGGAAGCAGUACCUCUGUUACUUACCGUGACGAGACUGGAGAGCAAAUCACCCUCGACGUCGUGCGGGUGGGACCGGGAGCAAUGACGUAUAUCGGCGUCCUCAACUCUACGUGUGGGCCACGAUGCACAGAAGUGAUGGCACUGCAAAGCGCCAACGGCGAUACAAUCCCCCAAGCAGCAUUCUUCAAAUGCAAAAGCAGCAUAUCCGAAGUGCGAGGAAUCGAGGAAUACCUGGAUUACGGAGAACCGGCGGCAUCAUUUGAGAUGCCAAAUGAACAAGCGAAGAUCGUUGCGGGGGCGAUUGGAUGGUCAGGGUUCAACUACACGCCGGAUGACCUUUAUCAGUAUGUACGGUACAAUACAGAGACGUGGUGGAGCCCCGAUAGCCCUGCAAACGCAGGCAUGAUAUCUCAGCGAAUCAUGGAGUUCAGCAUUGAGGCAGUGGCAGCGAUCGACUACAACGGACCAAGGCGCAAUGCACCAGGCUGGUACGCCAUUCCUGCGCAAGUGGUGAGUGUGCAGUGGCGGUGGGCGGCUUCAAUCUUGGGACUCCUGCCGUUCUUUCAACUGGUGGCGUUGGUCUGUGUCAUAGCCUGGGCUAACUCGGCCAUCAUUCGGGACGACAGCUACCUGAGUGCUGCACGACUUCUGCGUCCUAUUGUCGAGAAACUGGGCGACAAGGGCUGUUUGCUGACCGGCCCAGAGAUCGCGGAGGAGUUGGCAGAGCUGAGGGUGAAAUACGGGUGGAGAGAGCCGGGUCCAGACUUUGCCUUUAGGAAUGAGAUUGACGGCGAUGUCAUCAGGCACGUUGAUAUCCUGGACGAAAACGAAGGAUUGGGUAGACAAGGUCCCAUGCCCGCUGGACGGUAUGAUGGGCUUGUACCCGAUAGACCGUCCCCAGCGGAGAAGGACAUAGAUCAGCAGCCGCAAAGGAGGCGCGGACGGCGGUCUAUGAGUUUAUGACAUUUGUCCAUAUGGACGCAGCUCCCCAGGUUAGAGUGUAAUACUAUUUAUUAGAAGAACAAGAAACUUCCAAUAAAGCUUCUUCCACGCUG